Haemonchus placei is the source of this 501-nucleotide messenger RNA. NCBI's taxonomy places the organism in Eukaryota, Metazoa, Nematoda, Chromadorea, Rhabditida, Trichostrongylidae. The record is from the annotation of a GenBank genome assembly.
AUGGGCGCAAAGAUCAAUAUUGAGUCACUUCAAAAUGCCUACCAAUUCUUAAGACAAGGCUCUGAUCCCGUACUAGAUGCCCAUGAGGAAGACGGACCCGAAAAACCUGACAGUGCCGCCAGUUCAGUUGACAUGCCUCGAUCUAUCGGUGUUGAACCACCUGCUCCGUCGAAACAAGCGAAGAAAGUGAAGAACGAGGACGCCCGAGAGCUCCACCAGCAAAACGGCUCCGUACCGGCAUUGCCCCAGCAAUCCCACCUCACUCAUCAACCUGGAUCGUCUAGGGCCAUUCCUGUUGACCAGCCCGCACCACAGAUCCUCGAACACGUCACAGUACGUUGUGCUGAAACUCCGCCACUACACCUUCUCGUGGAUCUACCAGGAAGUUCUGCCGUGCAGAUGCGUGAACCAUCUCCUCACCCAGAAGAUCAGCCUUCCUGGACAGCUCUAAAAUGCACAGUUACAUCUUACAUUGCCUUAAAUUUGUAUACUUGUUGUUAG